ACCAUGCUAGUAUAUGGGAAUGAAAACUUCCUCUCGGAUGUAAUUUACAUCAUCCUGGAACUGGUCAUUGCCGUGCUGGCCAUCUUGGGGAAUGUCCUGGUCUGUUGGGCAGUCUAUCUGAACAGCAACCUGCAAAACGUCACCAACUACUUUGUGGUGUCCCUGGCUGCAGCUGACAUUGCAGUGGGCGUGCUGGCGAUCCCCUUUGCCAUCACCAUCAGCACUGGCUUCUGUGCCUUCUUCUAUGGCUGCCUCUUCAUUGCCUGCUUCGUCCUGGUUUUGACUCAGAGUUCCAUCUUCAGUCUUCUGGCUAUUGCCAUUGACAGAAUCAUUGCUAUCCGGAUACCCCUCAGACCUCAAAACUUGCCCCUUCCUGCUGGAUUUCCUGGAUGUUGCAUUUCUGUUUCUGGCUCUUCCUUGUCCCAUGAAGUAUGUGCCCAUGGCAUUACCUGGACCCUGCCUAGGAGCUUACAUUCUGCACUGAGGCAGAUUCCUGACUUAACCGUAAUGAUUUGUGUUCUGAGUUGGAGCAGACAGUGCCAGACAGAUCGCUGUGGGAGAGCUGAGCACAAAAGAGAAGUCACUCGCUAUCACCCCACUGUGGACAGCAGGGGCUCUGUCGGGUACAAUGGUUUGGUGACCAGCUCGCGAGCCAAAGGUAUCAUUGCCAUCUGCUGGGUCUUAUCCUUCAUCAUCGGCCUGACGCCCAUGCUGGGCUGGAACAAAUGCUCCCAGAGGGAAGCUCAGGACACCAAUAAUUCCUCGCUCAGCAACUGCAGUAGAAGCAUGGUAGCUUGUCUCUUCGAGACAGUGGUCACCAUGGAGUACAUGGUCUACUACAAUUUCUUUGCCUGUGUGUUGGUGCCCCUCCUCCUCAUGUUUGGCAUCUACCUGAAAAUCUUUCUGGCAGCCAGGCGGCAGCUCAAACAAAUGGAGAACAAGAUGGUACAUGGGGAGCGCUCACGCUCUACUUUGCAGAAGGAAGUCCAUGCGGCCAAGUCUUUGGCCAUCAUCGUUGGGUUGUUUGCCAUCUGUUGGCUUCCACUCCACAUUAUAAACUGCUUCACACUCUUUUGCCCGGGUUGUGCCCGUCCUCCCCUCUGGCUGAUGUACCUGGCCAUUAUCCUGUCUCAUGCCAACUCCGUAGUGAACCCAUUGAUUUAUGCCUACCGGAUCAGAGAAUUCCGACUCACCUUCCGUAAAAUUCUCAGGCAGCAUAUUAUAGGCAAGAAGCAGUUCAAGACUGGUACUGCCAGUACUAGGACUUCCACUUAUGGUGGGGAUGGAGAGAAUGCCAGCAUUAGGAUCAGUGAGUAUGCUCUGAACAUAUACACCAAUGGGGAGCUGGGUGCUAUCCACAAAGAUACUGACAUGCAGGACCUGAGUAAAUGCAAGGCAGGUUUGGAAUGGCACCACAAUGGGAAUUCACUAGACAUGGAGAUAAAUGGGCAUCUCCCACAUUCCUGCAAAAAUGGGGACCUUUCAGAUGCAUGCGGGAACAUGGAGCUUCUUACUGAAGAGCUAAUUGGCAUUCGUGUCUCUUACUCUGAACUGGAGAAUUCAACCUUGGCAGCAGCUGAUGUUUCCUGAUGACUCUCACAAUGUUUUCCCACUGGAAUGAAAUCUGGUGGUUUUUUUCUUUUUUCUUUUUUUCUACUGGCUGCCUCUGCUAUGGCAGAAAGGGAGGAUGAGGGGAAAAGAGGAGUGAGGCCAGGUCACUAUCAUGUAGGGGGUCCCUACCCAUGACUGAUGGGAAGAUCCAAAGAACUAGACUGGAGAAAGACUGAGAGGCACUGUUUUGAACAAAGGAAGAGGAGGGACACUAUAGCUAUCAAAGGCCCAAUUCAGAGAGACAGAGAGGAGAGCGCAAAGGUCAUCUCUGACAUCUGAAUUUUAGUAUUGGGAGACUCUGCUCCAGCAGGGUGUGUUAUGACAUUAUGCUGUACUGUGUAUCUGUGGUUGUUCAUCAGUUUAGUGUCUUUACCAACAGAAAUAAAGGUGUGGCUGAAACAUUUACUACUUCAUGAGGAGGAAGAGGGGGCAGGCCUUUUAACACUCUGGUCUCUAACAGAAGUAGGGGGGUAUAGCAGUGCCUACUGGUCAGGAAAGAUGCUAUGCUGCCUGAAGAGUGAAGGGAUUCACCUGGUGGGAACUUUCAGCAUCUUCAACUGUGAGAUUUCUGUUUUAAAAUCAGUUUUUAAAGCUUACUAGUGCAACAGGUUUCCUGAUUUUCCACUCACUGCUAGAUCAGUUAUGAAUUAUAUUACAGUGAGCUGGAAUAUGGACAGAAGGUUUUACCUCCCCUAUGUUCCAUGAGAUGGGCCGCUGGGAAGUUACUUGUGCGUAAGCUGCUAUUAUGUUGUCAGUUAUGAAUGUAUACAAGAGAGGGUGGCUCUAUCCAAGCCUACAGUGUCCAGCUACGUCCUGGCACAUUGAAGCAAACUGGUAACUAUAUUUCAGACCCUUCCAUUUCACCAAAAGAACAAAGACUAUAUAUGAUGAUUUGAUAGUUUUAUUAGCCAAUCGGACGCUGGCAGGUGUCUGUGUGCUGUGGGUAAUAGCAAGGCAGGGGCAGGUCUGUGUGGGAAGGGCUGAUCGGGUGGUGAUGGCAGGUUUUGUGAAUUGCUAACAACACACCUGCCAGCAAUGAGAAAUGACCACAGGCUGGUAAUAGGUCCAUGUUUGCAACGUCUUUGUGGCUGGUUCUUUCCUCUGCUUACCUUUGUGUGUCUGCACCUGUGUACGCAGAAUGCCCAUUCAUUCCACAGCCAUAGUUACGUUUUCUCUAGAAUUCCUCUUUUUGGUGAACUUUAAUUGCUCAUCUUUCCUGAAAGUAAAAACAACUUUUAAAACUGAACUUCGUCUUAAAGUCUGGAAUUCAUAUGAGCCCAAGUUCAUUAAAACCUUUUUUUCUAUAUUGUUUCAAACUCGUGGAAUCUGAUUAACCGUGAAGCCCUGUGUUUCAGUAACAUGUGGGUGUGCAUUACAAAUGAGUGCGCGUGCAUAUGUGUGCACCAGUAGAAAUGGGGGCAUGUGAGUGCAGUUUGAGAGAGAAAGAAGCUUGUGUUUCAGAGAACUGGAAAACAACGACCAGUGCAGCCCUCCCUGAUCUGUGUAGACACAGCAUUAGCCUUGCCUGCCUUUCUGAUAGACCAUGAUCUAAUCUGUCUCUAAUACAGGGUACAUGACAGUGUGAUAUGUUACAAAGGGUUUUUACAUGUGUUUGGAAUGGCCCCUUACUUGUAACUGGUGAAGCCACUCAUCCUAAAGGGGGCCAAUAAAAUCUUUAUCCAAGCCCAAUCAGCUUGUAUGCUGCAUCUGCCAUGUAUGGUUACGAGAAAAAAAAAAUAUUCCAAAGCUCACCUAAAAUAGCUAUUCCUGUAACACUGGUGUGGACAAAAGUCUAUCACAGGGCCUUCUGGGGCUAGAGGCAGGUGCCGUCUGUCCCACUGGAAAGCUAGGAAUCUCCCCUUUCCAGUGAUCUCUCCCCUUUGACCCUGAAGCAUUUAUGUAUCACCACUCCAUCCUAUCACUGGUCCAGGGCUGAGCAUUGGCCAUCCCAGACCUCAGAUCAGGGUAACUUUUUUUGAGGGGAGAGAUUCUGAAAUUUGGGGGCAAGAGAAGGAAACCCAAUGCUUAUUCGUUCCUUAUUGACAAGCUAUUUAAAGGGAAUUUCCUUUCUGUUAUGCUCCCUGGGUGAAUGGGGGCGAGGGGGGUUAGUGUAUGACUUUGGAGAGAGUUUAGCAGUGAGGGUCCCAGCCAGUACAGGGCUUUCAACAAGUAUGUCUGGCAGAUAAAAAGUUGCUUUUGCCACCAAAGAUCUCAGCAAAAAGACAAGGCAAGUAUUAAAACAAUAGACAUCACAGUCCAGUUGAGUCAGUUCCUUUUUAGCAUGAGUCUUCCAGUAUCAGGCUCCAUAGCUUGCAUUUGGGAUUUUAUUACUCUUGAUCUUCCCUGGUGGAAUAUAUUCCUCUAUGCUAUGUGGGGGAUUGUGCAUCGCCAACCUUCUGUAACCUUCCAGCAGUGGAGGAAUACACGAAGGGCUUUGAUCUUUUCAGAACUCAGUUAGGCGCUGAAAUGCUGCUAAGAAUAACACAAGAUGACAUCCUGCCUUCACAGCAUAACAAUUAGGUCUACACAGAAGCGGAGCAGGGAAGGAAGUGUGGGGAAAUAUCAGCAUUGCUCAUGUGCUGCAACACACACAAGUGCAGAAAGUGUGUGCUGUCACGUUCGGGUGGCUGUCACACAGGGAUCUGCCUGAUGCUAUAUUACAUCAAACUUUACAAGAACCAACACAGGCUGGCUGCCUUCCACUACUCCCCCAGCUUCCUCACACCCAAACGUGCAGCUUGGUUACUACAAGGACAGAGUUGAUCUAUGUGGGUUUAACAAACUUGGGAGGGUCCCACUGGAAAACUCUCCAGCCUAACUGGGUUGUCAUAUAAGCUCACUUGGUCUUCAGCAGUCUUGGAAUUGGCUCCAGUAUUGCUGUUCAGGGCAUUCAACCAACUGUGUCAAAUGCUCUUUCAUUGUUAAGAUCCAGAGCUGAAAGGAAAUGGGGUCUCUGUAGCCCCCAAAAGCUGAAGGAAAGCUGAGGCUGGGAUUGAUUCACAGGUUGUGGGCAGGACUAGGGGAGCUUGCACUAGAUCGGCAUCCCUUCCCCAGGCAGAGGGCAGCUCAGCUUGAAAGGAUUUAGAGAUGAUGCAAGCUCCUCAGGGCAGGGACCAUCUUUUGUUCCAGGUUCGUACAGCGCCUACCACAAUGGAUUCCUGGUCCAUGAUUGGGGCUUGUAGGUGCUAUGAUCAUCAUACUCCAGAAAAGAUGACUAGGGGAUGACAUGGAGCCCAUCAGAUUACACCCGUCUGUCUUUCGGCUGAUACAUGUUAGAGAUAGACCUUUGAGAUAUCUUGCUGGGGAAAUGUCAGACAAGCAGAUGAGGGCUGCCAUGCUCAGGAGCACUGGUUGGACACAAGUGUCCCUAUGCUCACUGGACAAUGUUCAACGGGCAAUCAAUAGCUUUAGGAGCCAGCGUUGCUAGCACAUAGUGACAUGGACAGCAAGCUCCACAGACACAGUAUUGGACUCCCUGUCAAGGUGCUGCCAACCCCAAGUGUUGAAAAAUCGUCAGUCAGGCCCCCAAAUACUAUGAGAUUUUAAAAAGCAGGGCAUUUGGGGUUCUGUUUAUUUGCCUUCCUCUUUUUGAUCCUUUUUAGGAUUCAUGUUUUCAGGUUUGUCUCCAUAUUUGUGAAUUGGAAGUAUAGAUUUGAAUGUGAGAAUGUGACUUCAGGAGCUGGGGCUGUAGCAAAACCAUCACACAUUAUGAGGCUCUUUAUUUGAUUGUGAUUGGCAACACGGGCAUCACCACUGUAAUCUGACUGCUGUUUAGGCCGAGAGUCUGAAAAAAGCCAGAGAAGAGGAGCUCUGUGCAAAGUAUAUGCUUUUCUCCUGACUCUUCUAUCUGUCCUUUUCAACUAUCUAUCUGUUACGCCACCUUCUCUCUACUACAAAAAUCAGUGGUCAAUACAAAGGUCAAAGUCGAUGUGCUUCUCCCCCUCCCACAUCCUCCUCACUUCCUUUGCAGUGGGGAAUGUUUAGCUGAUGAAACACAGCUGUUCUGAAGAGAAGGAGCCUAGGUGUCCCUCUCCCCACUGAGAGCCAUCUAGUGUCUGAUUCUAUGUGAGGGAGAUUCCAUUAAUUUCAUCAUUCCCAGGAGACUAGUGAAUUCCAGGGUUUAUUUGCCUUGCACAGUUUUAGAUGAGGUUCUGGCUGGUUGCCAGGAUUGACUUUAUCAAGAGCCAUUCUUAGGGCCUUUUGCUUGAUAGCAUGCUGUCUGGUUGUGUGUGCGCAAUACGUCACAACUUUAUUCUGUAUAGCAUGGUUCAGACUGACUGUUUCAAAAUCCUUUGCAGGUGUGAAUAGUACAGUUGCAGAGUUAAAUAGCAGAAAGCUAUGUAUCGACAAGACCAAGAUAUUUGAAUGACAGAUAACAUUUGAAAAUUGGUGGAAAGAAAUAGGAAGAGCUAUUUCAGACAAUGAGUGUUUACCAAUGAAAUUGUAAUUCGUGCUGGUCAGUAAGUGACUGCUUGUGGUUAGGAACAGGUUUGGAAAAAAUAGGGAGAUUUUGGAGGGCUCGGGGGGUGGGGCAGAAGUGUGCUGGAGGAUUCUGGGGCAGACAAGGGGCAGGAACAUGCUGGAAGAUUUGGGGAGAUGCAUUGCGGGUUCUGGGGGCGCACACAGGUGGCAUGGCUGGCCUGGAUAGCCCACGCUUCCCAUAUUUAUGCUUGACUUAGCAGGUGUAGCUGAUUGUUCCCAUCUGGUCAUUAUGUGGCUGAGGCAGAAUAGAUUUUUGGGUGGCUCCCCCUUCACAGAUGCUGCUCAUCUUCUUAGAAUAUCCAGAAGUCGCAAAGGCCUUUCUUCUUGAUUUGCAUCUGAUGAGCCCUUAUUUAAAAAUAAAUAAAUAACCUAACAAUAUUCUACAGGAAUGGCUAACCAAAUAGCAGCAAUGCUACUGAGCAGGCUGUGGCAUCACAGCUGUAGAAUACUCCACUGUUCUUUGAUAAGGAAACUGCCUAAAGAUCAAUCCUCUCCAUGGUUACCAUUUCAGGGGAAUCAGCCCUGGCACCUCGCUCCAGUGCUGAGUGGAAGAGGUCAAAGGCCUGAUUUUGAUCUUCCUUUCACCAGCAUGAAUCAGGAGUAACUAAAAUGAAGUUUCACCAGUGGGAAAUUGGUGUGAGAAGAGAAUCUGGGCCCCAAAUGCUUAGAAUGCGAGCAUCAGACCUGAAUCUGUUUCUUGUACCUCCCAGCCUUACUUUGGAAGCUAGGUUAGUUCAAACCACAGUGUACCAAAAUCAGGACUGGAUCCUUUUUAUCCCAGAGCAACUGUUGCAUUCACUCCUUGCCUCCUUCCCACUCACAGGAGAAUUUUUCCUCUUUCCUCUGCUUUUCAGAGCCAUCAUCUCCAUCUUGUAUUACACAUUCCCACUGUCCCAUGGGGUAAGGGGACCCAAACACCCCAGUGCAUACGUGGUAUCUCUUACCCUUUUAAUUUAAACGUUUUAUAAAUGAUAUAUUGGCUGCUCCCCCUUUCCCUCUAUCGAUGUCUAUCACUUAGGAGUGGGAGCAGCAUGGCAGAAGAGGGGGUGAAUUCUGUGCAUGUAAUUAUAUUUUAAGUGCAUUGACCAAUGGUUUAGAAUGUGAUGAGUCAUCAGACAGCCGGGCACUGAGGCGCCCGCUGCUGGUGAUGCUGCUGAGUGUAAUGUCUUGGUUACAUUUUUUUAAAAUGAGCAUUAAAAUAAUAAAAUAUAUUUCUAAAGGA
Messenger RNA from Mauremys mutica (yellowpond turtle), 7315 nucleotides. RefSeq names its product adenosine A2a receptor (gene ADORA2A). Gene Ontology annotation, cellular component: membrane. Gene Ontology annotation, biological process: G protein-coupled adenosine receptor signaling pathway; adenylate cyclase-activating G protein-coupled receptor signaling pathway. Lineage: Eukaryota; Metazoa; Chordata; Testudines; Geoemydidae. Bases 4 to 1590 code for a protein of 528 amino acids. The transcript has 3 exons. Gene Ontology annotation, molecular function: G protein-coupled adenosine receptor activity. The record is from RefSeq and is a predicted model, not a curated record.